Molecule: messenger RNA, 1308 nt
Organism: Pelmatolapia mariae (spotted tilapia)
Lineage: Eukaryota; Metazoa; Chordata; Actinopteri; Cichliformes; Cichlidae
Product: 5-hydroxytryptamine receptor 3A-like
Exons: 10
Coding region: 1-1308 (435 amino acids)
Biological process (GO): regulation of membrane potential; nervous system process; signal transduction
Cellular component (GO): synapse; neuron projection; plasma membrane
Molecular function (GO): transmembrane signaling receptor activity; acetylcholine-gated monoatomic cation-selective channel activity
Source: RefSeq, a predicted model, not a curated record
AUGGACACUAAUGAAAGUUGCAGUUCUCAGGCUGUUGUAAACUACCUGAACCUAACCCAAGACAGUCACAAAUACACUCUGAGCCGGCCUGUUAAACGCCACAAUCAUCUUACAUGGAUAUUUGUUGAAUUGAAAAUUUUUGCCAUCCUAGAUGUGAGAGAAACUGAUCAGACCUUCAUUUCUUACAUUUGGGUUUAUUUGAGAUGGGACAAUGAGCACAUUUGGUGGGAUCCAGAUGAAUUCUGUGGACUUGAUCAUAUAUUAGUUCCUACCAAGCUUUUGUGGAUGCCGGAUCUAACUAUUGAAGAAAUGACAGAGAAGGACAAAGCCUCUCCAAGUCCUUAUCUCAACAUUAGGAAUUACGGUUGGGUUGAAUUUAGGAAUGAUCAGGUAGUGCUAAGCACCUGCAAGAUGCACGUGUACAAAUUCCCCUUUGACAUUCAGAGCUGCAACCUCUCCGUGAAGUCUAUCAUGCACUCUGAUAAAGAAAUUCUGUUAUUCUACCAGGAAAACAGUACUUUGAUCUCAGAGUGGUCUCGUGAGGUGAUGCACACACAGUACGAGUGGCUGUUCAUCAGCAUGUCAGUCACCAACAAAACUGUUAACCAUUUUGGCUUCAACCAAACUACAAUUAUUUACACUAUUACCAUGAAGAGGAGGUCUGUACUCUACAUCGCCAAUUUCUUGCUGCCAGUCCUCUUCUUCUUGUUUCUGGACAUGGCUUCUUUCCUGAUCUCAGACAGUGGUGGCGAGAAACUCGGCUUUAAGAUUACUGUCCUGCUGGCUGUCACAGUGAUGCAACUUAUUCUCAAUGAGAUUCUGCCCUGCUCUUCAAACAAGGUUCCACUUAUAGCAAUCUACUGUAUUGGAAUUUUUGCUCUCAUGCUGCUCAGCCUACUGGAGACAAUUUUGGUGAUGUAUCUGAUUGAGAAAGACUCAACAGCCCAACACAAUGAGACAAAUGGGGAUCAAAGCCUGACUGAGAGGUGUGGGGACAAACAGGGCAAAUCCAACUUUCAGUGCUCUUUUAGAGACAUGACGAAAUUCAUUCACUGUUCAUCUGUCUAUGAUGCAGCUACUGAUGAAGCACCACCUGUGACCAAAGAGGGUAGCACCAACAAACUGAUGGAGGUGUCAUUUGAUAUGGAAAAGAUCUCAGAUGAGCUGGAGAAGAUUGAGAAAACGGUGAAUCUGCUCAACAGCAACGGGAGCAAAGAGGAGAAAUCCGGCUACUGGACCAGAAUGGGGGCGCUGUUCGCUUCAGUAUCUCCGUAUUGUCGCUCAGUUAGUGACGUGGAUUUUCAUUGA